Molecule: messenger RNA, 434 nt
Organism: Fopius arisanus
Lineage: Eukaryota; Metazoa; Arthropoda; Insecta; Hymenoptera; Braconidae
Source: RefSeq, a predicted model, not a curated record
UCAUCCUAUCGCAAGGAGGUGUAUUUCAAUACUUGCAUCUAAUAGUUAUAUAAGACGAAAAAGAGAUGAAAUAGGACGACCUAAGGAACCGGCAACACUGGAAGAACUAGCAAACACUCUGGAAACCAAUGAGGAAAUGAAAGACGUAGUAAAAAGCAAUUAUAGAGGAAUUGUGCAUCCAGAGGGUGAAAAUGCAGGCUGUGCCUUGCUGUUUGUACAUGAUGACAUGCUGGAAGAAUUCAAUACAGCGAAAAUAAUCGAAAUCGACGAAACUAUGAAGGCAGUUCCAACGACGCCAGAAGGAACGCAAAUUUGGAUCAUCAGUGUCUGAAAGAAUAAUAAGUCAUUCGCAAUCGAUUUUGUUUAUUAUCGAGGUGCUAAAGCGGUAUUGUAUGAAGCAAUUUUAAAGUGGCUUCUGGAACUGGCACCGGGCC